AUGGUAGAAAAACAGCAAGAGAGAGCCCCCAUAUCGCCCUCGACUUCCGCUCAAAGGCAUCCUUAAUUGCCGCGACACCUUCCUAUAGCUUCAUUCCGCCGCCGCCGCCGCCGCCUUUUACUCUCGUCAUCGAUAGCCUCAUGAACCACGAUGCUUCCAAGCCUCGUUCAAAGAAUCACACAAUUUCUUAUUCCACAACAAACAUACACAACCACACGUUUCCAUCAUUUAUACUCCACUCUCUCCAUUUACGAUAACAUCCCAAAGAAGCUGAAGAAAUUCGAGAGAAAACCAUUGGUAACAAGUAUCAACGAACUAAAACGCCGAGGUAGACAGAGGAGAAAAGAGAGACAAAAUGUGAAAGAGAUUAUUUUACAAUCUCCAGAAAAUGGUUUGUUGGUUCAGAAAUUGAUUCCUGUUGCCAAACAAGUUUAUGCUGCUAGAUCUGAAGUAUUGUCUAGUGUUUCUAGACUUGUCAACUUCAUUGCCAUUUAUUCAUGCAGCAUAUGUGGAGAUGUUCAUGUUGGUGAUCCACCACAUAAAAUUAAAACAUGUAAUGUUAGAGGAAGCUUGUCAAGUAAAGAACACAGUUGGGUCAAAGGUGGUAUUGAACAUGUUCUGCCUCUUGUAGAAUCAUUUCAUCUUUAUGAUCGAAUUGGGAGGGCUGUUUCACAUAAUGAAAUGCUUCUCGUGGACCGAAUUCCAGCAAUUGUUGAACUGUGUAUCCAAGCAGGUGUUGACAUACCUGAGUACCCUACCAGAAGAAGGACCUUUCCUGUUUACUGUGUUGCUGGUAGGAUAAUUGAUUUUGAGAAAAGAUUUCCUAAAGAUAUUUAUCUUGAAAAAGAUAUAGAGGAAUAUGGAUUUCCAUAUAAGAAAAAGAGAUCGGAUCAAGACACUAAUUCUAUGGAAAUGCAUUGUGAUGACAUCCAAGCUGUUGCUGUCCGAGGCAUGAAAGCCUGGAAGAAAAUGUGCACCGGAGCUUCAAAACUUAUGGAGAAAUAUGCGGUACAAACUUGUGGAUAUUGUCCAGAGGUACAAGUGGGACCUAAAGGUCAUAAAGUGCGAAAUUGUCAAGCUUACAAACACCAGAUGAGGGAUGGGCAGCAUGAAUGGCAGGAAGCUACAAUAAAUGAUUUUGUACCUCCAGUCUACGUCUAUCACAUUCGAGAUCAGCAACCUGGUAAGCCUUUGGUAAAUGAGUUGAAAAGAUAUUAUGGUAUGUUGCCUGCAGUUGUUGAGCUAUUUUCACAGGCUGGGGCACCAGUUGAAAAGAUUUAUGGACAUACAAUGAGAGAUGUUGUAGUCCCUGACAUGGAUGAGGAAAAGUGGGUUGUUUAGAGCAAUCGGUUGGAUGACUUCCUGUGCACGGAGGAACCAUUUGGGCAUUGGAAGAGUCUAAAUUAACAAAUAAGGUACAAUUGUUUUGAAUUUUAACAAUUGUCUAUGCUGGCAAAGAUAGAGGAUGUCUAUUGUGAGCUCAGGGAUACAAUAGUAUGAGAAUAAGUACAUUUGACAAAGUUAUCAUGUAAUCUGCUGGUAACUAAAGGUUGCAGUCUUGGUAAUGUGGAACACAUUCUUUUGACACCAAUUGGAGGUUAAAAACUCGAACUUCGUGCUUGGAUUCUUUUGAGAACAGGUCUUUAUCCCUCUACCGACCUCAUUGGUCACUUUGUUGGUGUAUGUUUGGUCCACUUUUAGUUGAGGCAAAAUUGAUUCCAGAGGUGUAGAAUUGAUUAGUUUCUAGUCUACUAUGCUUUUAUGCGGUAUUUUUUUUAUUAAUUUUCUGCUACUAAAACCAAAGAAAACACUUGUCUACAGGAUUAGUUUUAGUAUUUUUUGGUUUACAAGAGGCAAAGAGUUAGUUGAUGAUGCAUGAGUCAGAGUGAGGAGGAAAAGACGGCUUUUUUGUCAAGUACCUAUAUUAUUAGUAGAAAAAGCAACUCCUAGAUUUGCUUCAACAGUAAUUAGUUUCUGGAUACAGCUCCAUGAUUUUCAGAAUAGUAUAUCAUCUAUUUUUUUGUAAAUAUUUUCUGCUUAUUUGCUCGAAUAUGUCUUAAUUAUGUUGAGUGAAUGAUUGUGUUACGAACCUAUCAAUGGUUGAUUAUUCAAUGAUAUUGAAAUGGGAUUAUGCUCGUCCAUGAGUUUAUUUGAUGAAAAA
This is a messenger RNA of Medicago truncatula (barrel medic), 2161 nucleotides long. RefSeq names its product APO protein 3, mitochondrial. The transcript has 3 exons. The record is from RefSeq and is a predicted model, not a curated record. Gene Ontology annotation, molecular function: RNA binding. Bases 151 to 1341 code for a protein of 396 amino acids. Lineage: Eukaryota; Viridiplantae; Streptophyta; Magnoliopsida; Fabales; Fabaceae.